GGGCUGAGGGCAGCGGGGAGAGCCACGAGGAAGGAGGCCCGGGCCCUGGCUGAGCAGACCGACUACGACGUGCCUCGUAUCCUCCUCAUCCUACCUCGUGUGAUCGUGUCCUCAUCCUCCUCCUACCUCGUGUGAUCGUGUCCUACCGACGCCGCCGCUGCCGCUGCUGCUGUUCGCCGCCGCGGUGUCCCCGCUCUCCACGCGCUCUCUACGACUGCAGCGAUGUCGACAGGCGAGAAGCUGGCCGAGGGGAAGACGAAGGCCGUGUUCGCUGUGGACGGGCAGCCCGGCAGGGUGCUCGUGCAGUCGCGCGACAGCAUCACGGCGGGCAACGCGGCGCGGCGUGACCACCUCGAGGGGAAGGCGGCGCUGUCCAACCGCACCACGUCUGCCGUUUUCGCCCUGCUGAACGCCGUUGGGAUCCGCACGGCGUUCGUGGAGGCGCAGGGCAAGACGGCGUUCUUGGCCGAGCGCUGCGACAUGGUGCCCAUCGAGUGGGUGUGCCGGCGCGUGGCCACGGGCUCCUUCCUCAAGCGCAACCCGGGGGUCGCCGAGGGGCUCCGCUUCUCCUCCCCAAAGCUGGAGAUCUUCUUCAAGGACGACGCCAACAACGACCCGCAGUGGUCGGAGGAGCAGCUCGUGGCGGCGAAGCUUUCCCCGGCCGGCCGCCUCAUCGGGCCGCACGAGGUGGCCGUGAUGGCGCGCACCACGCAGGCCGUCUUCGAGAUCCUCGAGCGGGCGUGGGCCACGCAGGUGUGCACGCUCGUCGACAUGAAGGUGGAGUUCGGGGUGAGCGUGACGACGAAGGAGAUCCUGCUCGCCGACGUCAUCGACAACGACUCGUGGAGGCUGUGGCCGGCGGGCGACCGCGCGCAGCAGAAGGACAAGCAGACGUACCGAGACCUGUCUGUGGUGACCCCGGAUGCCCUGCAGGUCGUCAAGAAGAACUUUGAGUGGGUGGCCGAGCGCGUGGAGCUGCUGCACACGCCGGCCGGUGGGAGCGGUGAGGGCCGUGUGGUGGUCAUCAUGGGCUCGGCGUCGGACAAGCCGCACGGUGACAAGAUCCUCGCCGCGUGCCAGGGCCACGGCGUGCCGUGCACCCUGCGCAUCUCCUCCGCCCACAAGGGCCCUGACCAGACCCUGGACAUCAAAUCGUCUUAUGAAGCGGACGGCGUCCCCACGGUGUUUGUGGCGGUGGCCGGGCGGAGCAACGGGCUGGGCCCCGUGCUCUCGGGCAACACGGUGUGCCCCGUCAUCAACUGCCCCCCACUGUCUGCCGACUGGGGGGCCCAGGAUGUGUGGUCCUCGCUCCGUCUCCCUGGAGGUCUCGGGUGCAGCACCGUCUUGUCCCCGGAGGCGGCCGCCCUGUGCGCCGCUCAGAUGCUGGCGCUGAGUAACCACCUCGUGUGGUGCCGCUUGCGCGCUCAGCAACUCGGCACCUGGAUCGGGCUCCUCGACUCGGACCGCAAGGUGCAGGACAAGGGCUCCAGGGAAGUGUAGGUGCCUGGUGAAGUGUGGGCGCUGGCUCGGCACGCGAUUGGUCUCCCCUGUUGCUCCCCGGAGCACGCGGCUCGACCUUCGGUUGCUUCCCCCCCCCCGGCGGUUUUCUACGAACGAUGAGCCGAUUCCUCGCGCUCACGGUGCAGACGCGUCGGGUCGUGUGCGUGCGCGCGGAUCGAUUUCGUUUUCCGGUUGGUUCACACGUGACCACUUGCACCGACUAGAGGCGCUACAUUCACAAGUGUUCAAGAAUCGGUCUGUUAAUUGAACCGAUUUGCCACCCCUCCCCCCCCGAAUCGCGAAUCAUGACAGUUCAUUGAUUCGGUGGGGGGCAGCGAUGACUGAUUGCAGACUGAGCGUCGAGUGCUCGAUUCUCAUGCACAAUAAAAUUUGGAAAUAAGCACGUCCCUGCCAUUCCAAAAAAGGCCAGCUGUACUUGCAUCCAAAGUCAUGUGCUUGUCGAAGAAGUUGUCCAUAACCUUCCCCCACCAGUGAAAGUCAGCACGCGUUGCUUAUGCAAUAACCAGCACUGUGCUUAUAUAAGGUGUGCUAUAUUUCAACUUCUACUGUACGCGGUCGCUAUAGCGUUUAUGCUCGCAGUAAACGCAAAAAAACUGUAUUGUAUAACAUUUGAUUGACGAUUCGAAUCGCGAUGGGGUGGAAUCACUUUACAACAGGCCGAGAGGGUUUAAUGCGGCGGCGGUGUUUGUUGUUCUUUGUUACGGUUUGUUAGCGUUAUCUCGUCGGGCUCGUUUGGACACUGCCAUUUCGAUCGACGCCGGGCGUUUCUCCGCUCAAGUCUGUGCGCGAAUCCGGCACAGACAACGCGACGAAUCGAUGUUGCGCGCAAUUUGCUUUUUUGGCCACUGCCACUGCCAGCGCCGAGCACGAUCAUUAAACGCAGCUAAAAAAAAAAACGCCCAUCUCGUCCCCUUUUUUUUUUUUGAGUCCCGGCAUCCUGCAGCUGCCGCCGCCGCCACCGCUGAUGGGGCCCCGGUGGUGGCGGGGCACAUGGGUGGUGGGUGUGGCCAGGGGAAGGUGGGAAAAGGGGCAGUGGCCUACAACACUUCCAGAAAUGUAAGGACGGACGUUGAAUCAAGGCACUGCUGACCACUUG
Lethenteron reissneri (Far Eastern brook lamprey) is the source of this 2617-nucleotide messenger RNA. RefSeq names its product phosphoribosylaminoimidazole carboxylase and phosphoribosylaminoimidazolesuccinocarboxamide synthase (gene PAICS). Lineage: Eukaryota; Metazoa; Chordata; Hyperoartia; Petromyzontiformes; Petromyzontidae. Gene Ontology annotation, biological process: 'de novo' IMP biosynthetic process. Gene Ontology annotation, molecular function: phosphoribosylaminoimidazolesuccinocarboxamide synthase activity. The record is from RefSeq and is a predicted model, not a curated record. Gene Ontology annotation, cellular component: cytosol.